Neoarius graeffei (lesser salmon catfish) is the source of this 1481-nucleotide messenger RNA. Its product is annotated as zinc-binding protein A33. Bases 283 to 1371 code for a protein of 362 amino acids. The record is from RefSeq and is a predicted model, not a curated record. NCBI's taxonomy places the organism in Eukaryota, Metazoa, Chordata, Actinopteri, Siluriformes, Ariidae. Gene Ontology annotation, molecular function: protein binding. The transcript has 6 exons.
ACAGCAGUAUUCAAAGUAGCUUGUCCUCUCAACAGCACUUAAAACUACGAUGUGAUCAGAUUUACAAACCUCGGUGACAGAAAUUAAAUAUUUCUCAGGGCACAAGGACGGUGGGUGCCUUCGCCUGCCAGCAAUGGCAUAUAAAAGCUGGACGCUGGGGGUCUGUGAUCAGGGAUCCUUUGCUGGUAGAGUAGGAGAGGGGAAGAGUUAACAUUAGACCAUUUUUCUGGAGCACGUUUUUUUCCCCCCUGGACAUUAUCGAGUCAACGAUUUAUUGUGGCUAUGAAGACUCAAUCUCAGGACGCUCCUGUACAACAGCAGGAGUACUUAAAAAAGCAAAGGGAUAUACUUGCUUACCAAAUGAAAAAGCUGUCAGCAAAGCAAGUACAUUUCAUUGAAAAGACAACAGAACUGAAAGAAAAGAUCAGGAGGAAGUAUGACGACAUGAAGCGAGUGCUGGAUGAGGACCUGCGAAUCACAAUGUGCCAGCUAGACAUGGAGCAAGAGGCUAUGGAGAGAGCCACUCAGGAGAACAUAGAAAAGUGCUACCAACUAAUGCAGGACCUGGAGCAGCAGCUGUCUGAGAUUGUCAAACAGCUGGACCAAGACAAAGCACACAACUUGGACAGGAUUUCAGAAACAGAUAGAAGGAUAAUGGACACUUUGAAGAUGACGGAUCCAGAGUGUAUCCACAUGGACAACUUUAAGAAUGAACAGUUGUUAAGUUUAACUAUUAAUUUACUGCUGUUCAUCCGCUCACAGGUUCCUGUUACCAAGAAACUCUUCCAGAGCUAUGCCCAAGAAGUGGUUCUGAACCCUGAUUCUGCUCAUCCGAAACUCAUCAUUUCCCCAGCAGGAGAUUCAGUUAAGUACACAGACACCUGGCAAGAAGUUCCUGAAAACCCUUCCCGCUUUGACACCACCCUGAACGUGUUAAGCCAAGAAGGUUUCAAAGAAGGGCGCAAUUACUGGGAGGUGCAGGUCAGUGGCAAAACCUACUGGGAGCUGGGACUCACCUAUCCCAGUAUCCCCAGGAAAGGUCGUGAGGAGCAAUGCUGGCUGGGGCGUGGACCCGAGUCCUGGUGUGUAGAAUACUUUAAUGGUAACUACACUGCUUGGCACAGUGGGAUUCCCCAUGAGCUCACCCAUUUAACCGGGAGGCAAUUCCAACGUAUCGGGGUCUUCUCCAGCUCGUACGGAGGACUCGUGUGUUUCCUGGGCGCAGACACCAUGACCCCGUUCUACAGCUUUUGUGCAGGUACAUUUACAGAUACGCUUCAUCAAGCGGUCUGUCCUGGUCAUGAUAACCAGGGUACCAACUGGAAACCACUACUGAUCUGUGAUGCCUCAAGGUCUGCGCCCACUCUGUGAUGGGGAAAACCUGAGAGGACAGAGUGGUCAAGGCUGAAUAAACUCAAUAAAAGCAACUGUGUACAGUAUAACAGUGUGAUUUGAAUUAUGUAAAAUAUCAAUAAAAGGAU